This is a messenger RNA of Thecamonas trahens ATCC 50062, 1531 nucleotides long. RefSeq lists its product as uncharacterized. Lineage: Eukaryota; Apusomonadida; Apusomonadidae. The transcript has 2 exons. Bases 1 to 1515 code for a protein of 504 amino acids. The record is from RefSeq and is a predicted model, not a curated record.
AUGACUAUCAAGCAGGCGUGGGUACUGGUCCUUGCUCUCACAGCCGCCAACCUGAUGUAUGCGGGGUAUGUGGCUCAGCUACACGCCGCCAUCCUUCGCGAGCCGCUGACGGCCCCGCGGGUGGAAGGCAGCACGACUACUGAGAGAACACUUGUUGUCUAUGCCUAUUACGAGAACAUCGAUCUGGGAUAUCGCGACAAUGCGGCGUACUUUCUCCGUCACGGCGUGCUGGCCGGCUCGGCCGACAUCGACUUUGUCAUCGUCAUCUCGGGCGAGCACACCCUCGACUCUUUGACCAUCCGGCCGAGCCAACGCAGUGCUAGCGCCAUCCUUGGCGCACCCGACUCGGAGUGGCCCAUCAACGCACCCAACGUCCUGUUUGUCACCAAGGACAACCGCUGCUAUGACUUUGGCGCAUACGCCUUUGGCCUCGAUGCCGCCAAGGAGUGGAAGCCCGAGGCGCGGUACACCAAGUUUGUGCUCAUCAACUCCUCGGUCCGUGGUCCGUUCCUCCCACGCUACAUCACCGAGGCUGUGCCGGCUGUGCCGUGGACUUCCUGGCUCACCUCGCGGGUGACAGGCUCGGUCAAGCUUGUCGGCACCUCGAUCAACUGCCAGUGCUACGCGGUGUCGGACGAGCACGAUGAAUGGCCGCCGCCGGCUACGUCCGAUGACACUGCUGAGCGCUCGCUGGUCGAGAGCCUGUGGAGCUCGCUGGUAUCGGUGGCGGACACGCUGGUUGGUGGCGGGAAGCACGGCAGUGAAACGCGGUGUCUCCCGCACGUCCAGUCGAUGGUGCUCGCCACCGAUGUGACCGGCCUCGCCGCCAUGCGACGGGCCUCGGUCUUUGAGUGCCACUCCAAGCUCGCCCACGUUGUGUUCUACUCGGAAAUUGGAGCGUCCAAGGCCAUAUAUGACGCCGGCUACGACGUCUCUUCGCUAAUGCUCAAGUACGCUGGUUCGGAGAGAGACCACUCGUUCUCGUGGCGCGAGCAGUAUCUCUCUGGCUCGGCCAGCUGCAACCGUGGCGCCAAUCCGACGCUGCACUCGUCGUACGAUGGACGCGCGCUCGAUGCGCUCGAAGUCAUGUUUGUCAAGGCCAAAAAGGAACUCUCGCCGGGCUACAACACAGUCGCCGCUCUCUCGCGCUACGCGCUUGCUAUCGAGGUAGCCGCAGACUCUGAACUCGGCGUCCACGUCCGCGACUCCAACGCCAUGGUCGACGACAAGCGGAUCGCGCAGCGGAUCCGCGACGCCUUUGCCGCCGAAGCCAGAGCCGCCGCCGACUGCUCGCUCGACUUUGACGAUGCAUUUUACCUCGCCGCCAACCACGAUGUGGCCGAGGUUGGCAUGGAGCCGUACAUGCACUGGCAGCGUGACGGCUUCUUUGAGGGACGCCGCUUCCGGUGGAAGGCCCCCACCGCCGCCGACGAGCCCGGAACCGCCAUCGGCAUUCCGCGCAAGUGUGAGCCACUUCUUCGCACUCGUAUGUUCCACGGCAUCGACUACGACUAAAGACCUUCAUGCCCGA